AUGGCGGAGCUUCAACAUGGCGGUGAGAACAGCGAGGCGCACUUGUGUCCGAUUUGUUUGAAGACGUUUGGUCGGAAGGACUUGCGAGAUCGCCAUCGCCGCCGGUGCGAGAAGUCGAUCGGCAAGGCCAAGCAGGUCAAGAAGAAGGCAUGUGAGCGAUGCAUUGGGUCCAAGGUCAAGUGCGAUUACGAGAAGCCUGCGUGCGGACGAUGUCUGUCACGCUCCGUGGCCUGCGAAUACAAACUGGAACCGCAGAUCCGCAUGCCAGCCGGCCAUGUCCCCGGGCUGAGGUUAUCGACAGCCAUUCCAGCGCAACAGGCCCUUCCCAACGCCCACGGGGCCGACGACGAGAUACAGGCUCUCCUUUCCACAUCCGGUCCAGAUACGGCAGACGUCUUUAGCAUCACAACCCGGCAUCAAACUGGUGUGUCCAAUCAGGGCAUGGGACAAGAUACGGGCCCGGCCUACCUCUGGCUUCCACAUACGAACCUCACGGAGCAACACCAUUCGGCGGAGGACGCGGCAAGCAACUUCCGCAUGCAGGCGCCCAACUCGGACAUUGGCUCGAUGGACACAUCUCCCACAAUGGAUCUGGGGUUGAUGGCUGACGACCGCUGGAUGCCGGAACUACUCGACCCGGCUCUCUUUCCGAGCGAUCAUAGCCAUAACACGAUUCCGAGCCCAAACCCUGACCCGAUCACCAGGCAGCGCGAGAAACCACCCGGCAGUAUCUGCAGCAACGGCGGCGGCGGUUCGCCCGCCUCAAGCGUGGGAACAUCUGGGACGAUGGCCACCAACAAGCGCCGACGGACGUCAUCCCCAACCCGCGACGCAGCCAGCGACUGUGGCAGUCUGACCAGUCCCUUACUCGUCCACUGCCAGCCACGACUGAUCGUACACGGCCGCGGCUCAGCCGACGACACAAAUGGGGCCGGAGUAGGGGGCGGCAGUUCCCUGAGCGAGCUGAUCCAAGCAGCGCGCGGCCAGACAACAUGGCAACGGCAGCGGCAGCGAGGGAUGAUCGCGCUGGAGGAAGCGGUGCGGAUGACGGCGGAGUAUCCGCUGCGUAUGCUGUCGACAACAUUCCGUUCACCGUUCAUCCACCCGCGACUGUGUCGGCAAUCACCGCGGGGGAUGCCGGAGCCAAUCGCGGUGGCACUGGCGUGUGUUGGGAUGAAGCUGCAUUCGGAGGAGAGUGGGUUGCGGUUUGUUUGUGACAUUUUUCGGGAUCAGCGGGACAAGCUGAUCAAGGAAUUGCCCACACUAUCCGACAACCACGAACAGGUCUGCGCCAGCCUACACGCCAUGUGCAUCUACCAGAUCGAGGGACUGCUAUCCGAGAACCGGUACAACUCCAAGCUCGCCACCGCCGUUCUCCACCACGAGUAUCUCGUCCGAGCCACCCGCCGCCUCAUCAAACGCCUCCAAACCACCACCACCUUCCUCUCCACCCCUCUCUCCACCUCCAACAGCAACCCCGACUGGGACACCUGGGCCAUCCAGGAAUCGUUGCGACGCUCCAUAUUUUUACUCGUCAUCAUCCACCACCUACUCGGCAUUACCAGGACGCUUGACCCGGCAUAUUUCGAGCCGCUGCUCCCGCCUGGCGUAGCGGAGAGCAUUGUGCUGCCUUGUGAGGAGGCGCUGUGGGUGGCAGAGACGCGGGAGGAAUGGAUGGAGGCGAGGCGGAAUUAUUUGGAAGAUGCGGAGGGGAAUAGUGGGACCAAUAGAAGGGAUGCGGAAGGGGAUGAGGACAUGGGGAUGGGGACGGAAGAAAGGGGGUCGGUGUUAGAGGGCUUGCCGGAGUUGACGAGGUUGAUUGUUAGUGUGGUGUCCGUGGAGGUCGAUAGGGAGUAA
This is a messenger RNA of Dichotomopilus funicola, 1857 nucleotides long. RefSeq lists its product as uncharacterized. NCBI's taxonomy places the organism in Eukaryota, Fungi, Ascomycota, Sordariomycetes, Sordariales, Chaetomiaceae. Gene Ontology annotation, biological process: regulation of DNA-templated transcription. The coding region runs from base 1 to 1857 and encodes 618 amino acids. Gene Ontology annotation, molecular function: DNA-binding transcription factor activity, RNA polymerase II-specific; zinc ion binding. The transcript is spliced from 7 exons. The record is from RefSeq and is a predicted model, not a curated record.